Molecule: messenger RNA, 939 nt
Organism: Geosmithia morbida
Lineage: Eukaryota; Fungi; Ascomycota; Sordariomycetes; Hypocreales; Bionectriaceae
Product: urease accessory protein
Exons: 2
Coding region: 1-939 (312 amino acids)
Molecular function (GO): nickel cation binding
Source: RefSeq, a predicted model, not a curated record
AUGGCAUCAGAAGCAGCCGACUUGCAAGAUGAGAUUGAUCAACUACAGUCUCGUCUGAAAGAGGCACGAGCACGAUUAAAGUCGUUGGAUGCCAGCACAGUCAAGCACCAUGACAUUCCUGACUCCCUCGGUUCCCCAACCCACUUCCUCCUCCUCCUCUCCGACUCAGCCCUCCCCCUAGGCUCCUUCGCCUUCAGCAGCGGCCUAGAAUCGUACCUGGCUCACAGCCGCGGCGGCGUCCCAGGCCGCGCAGCAGGCAGCAUGUCCAGCUUCCUCCCGUCGUCGGUGUCGUCGCUCGCGUCGACGACGCUGCCCUUCGUCCUGGCUGCGCACCGCGACCCCACUCGCCUGGCCGACCUGGAUGACGAGCUCGACGCGGCCAUCAUGUGUGCGGUUGGACGGAGGGCGAGCGUGGCACAGGGUCGUGCCCUCCUGAGUAUAUGGGAGAGGUCGUUCCGUUCGUCGUCAUCGUCGCCGACGGCCAUGACGCCGGUCUCGGGCUCAGCAGCAGAGUGGGCUGAUACGCUGCGCGACUUUUCUGCCCUGCUGCGGAGUGCCUCUUCGUCCUCCGCUGCCGACAGGAGAGACGGGGGGGGGGCCGAUGACGAGACCUUGCUGCUGCUCCCCGCUGCGUCGGCCCACCUCGCGCCGCUAUUCGGCGCCCUGUGCCGCGUGCUGGGCCUCGGCCUCAGACAGACGGCUUAUAUCUUUGUGUUGGGCCACGUCAAGGCUCUCUUGUCGGCGGCCGUGCGGGCCAGUAUGUUUGGCCCGUAUCAGGCCCAGAAGGUGCUGGCGGGCGAGCAGGUGCAGCGCAUGAUUGACGUCGUCAUCGAGAGGGAGUGGUUUACGCCCGUUGAGGAGGCUGGGCAGACGGUGCCCGUGCUGGAUCUGUGGAUUGGCAGGCACGAGCUUCUUUACUCGAGGAUAUUUAAUAGUUGA